Molecule: messenger RNA, 1012 nt
Organism: Pieris napi
Lineage: Eukaryota; Metazoa; Arthropoda; Insecta; Lepidoptera; Pieridae
Gene: Timp
Product: tissue inhibitor of metalloproteinase
Exons: 7
Coding region: 199-807 (202 amino acids)
Biological process (GO): negative regulation of membrane protein ectodomain proteolysis; negative regulation of endopeptidase activity
Cellular component (GO): extracellular matrix
Molecular function (GO): protease binding; metalloendopeptidase inhibitor activity
Source: RefSeq, a predicted model, not a curated record
ACUAAAUGUUCAGUCAAUGGUUGCUCGCGAGAUAGAACGCAUGUCCGUUGUGUUAUAAAACCGGUGUUGCGCGGGAGUUGAUACGUUUUUGUUUUUACUAAAUUUUGAUAGUGACAGUUGCAGUGUAUCUCCAGUGGAUGAAACUGAGAACUGAAAGCGAAACUCAAACAUCUACGUGUGCAGAUAAUCGGAGAGAGCAUGCUGACUAGACUGCUGACGAUAGCACUGGUGGCAGCGAGCUGGCGCACCAGCGACGCUUGUUCGUGCACGCUUGAACAUCCACAGACACACUUUUGUAACAGUGACUUUGUAAUUGUUGGACGAGUUCAAAGAUUGUUUAGAGGCAAAGAUUUCUACGACGCUUACAAAGUGAAAAUCCGAAGCGUUUUUAAGGCAACUCCAAAGGCAGCUUUAGCUUUAAAAUCAGGUCGAAUUUUGACGCCUUCACAGGAUUCAUUAUGCGGUGUUAGCCUACAGCCUCGAGAGACCUAUGUCAUUACGGGUCGCGUGAUGCACCUGCAAGCACACGUCCAGCUGUGUAGCUACAUCAACAAAUGGCGGGAGGUCACGCCUAGACAGAGGAAAGGCUUCCGUGUUUUGUAUAGACAGGGCUGCACGUGCAAGGUGCACAUAAACCGACGCAGUACGAAGUCUCCAAACACAUGUGUCGCAGGCUUCGACGAGUGCUACGAACGACACGGCAUCUGCUUACACGAUAGGGACAGGCGGUGCAGGUGGACUAGAGCACCAGCCCUGACCAGGUGUCUACAGAAGCAAUAUCACAACAAUAACAGCACUAUGACUUGAUUCACGAAACGAAUUAUUAAAAUAAUUAAAAAGAGGAAUGGUCAUUUUGUACCCUAUGGCGAGAUAACAACACAAAUUAUAAUGAAAGAAUAUAUUUAAAAAGAUCCAUUAAAUGUUGAUAUUACAAGAACGACGCUAAAGCAGUAGUAAAAGAUUGAAACUCUCGUUUCUUUAGAUAGGAAAUAACUUCAUGUUUAUUGCGCUU